AUGUCGGAAGCUAUGGCUGCCCCUUUAAUUCCUCAGCUACAAGAAAUGCAACAACAAAAUGGCAAUUCUGCCAAUCCACAACAGCAGCAGCAACAACAUCAACAAUGGGCUAAUUAUAAUGCCUGGUAUCAAAGUUACGGGGAUGCCAGUGCCUAUCAACGUUAUUAUCAAUACUAUAUGCGAUAUAAUAUGCAGCAACAACAACAGCAGCAACAAGGAGGUGGAGCUGCACCACCAUCCAAUGCUCCUCCGGGUUUUAGUAAUGCAGUUUUACCAAAUGGUGGUGGUCAAGAUUUGCCACCAUUGCCAGCGGGACCACCACCACCGCCACAAAUGGGUGGCGGCGGCGGUAAAAUGGGUAAUCAACAGCAACAACAAAAGAAUUUUGGUGGCAUCAAAUUUAACCUCAAUCAACAAAAUCGUUUGGCCAAUGCUCCAAAUCCCCUGCAGCAGCAACAACAAAAUGGAGUUGGCAAUUUCAACGAUGGAGGGAAUAAUAACAACAAUAACAUGAAUGGAGGUGGUGGUCAACAACAACAUGCAUAUUAUAAUGAAAUGAAUGGCGGUCCACAGCCAAUGCAAACCGAUGCCGGAGAUAACAAUGGUUUCGUAAAUAUGUCCCUACCCCCACCACCACCAAUUAUUUCCAAUGUCGACUUAAGUAAACCCCCACCACCAAUUGCCAAUGGCAUGCAUGCUAAAUCGAUGGUAGAUAAUACCGCUGCCGCAACCAUAGCUCAACAGGCCAAUGCUGCAAUGGCUGUUGCAUCCAGCACCAACAGUACCUUUAAGAAACCCAAUGCAUUCCACAAUCCCAAUGAUGCUUGGCCCGAAUCGUUAAAUAAUUAUGUGGCACGUUGUUAUGCCAAAUGUAAUACCGAUUUGGAUAAGGAUCAAAUUGAUAUUUGCCUAAAGGGUAAAAUUAUUGCCGCUGCCAAUCGUAAUGAAUUGUGGACACGUGAUUGGGAUAAUGAACCCAUACCCAGUGUAUAUAGUGAACGGAAUAAUAUCAAUAUUAAAUUGCAACAAAAACCAAUGCAACAACAGCAGCAUCAGCAGAAUCAUCAACAACAACAGCAGCAUCAGUUGCAUAAUCACAAUCAACGUAAUCCCUUCCAAAAGAAUCAUCAUCAGGCAUCGCCUGGUGGUAGCAUACCCAUGGAUCAUUUGAAAAAUAAACCAGGUGCAGUGGGUGGCGGUGGUGUUAAUGCCUCAUCAGCUGCUGCAGGUUUAUCGCGUAAUCUCAAUGCCCGUCUGGGUCAACGCAACUCAUUUGGUGGCAGUAAUGGCAAAAUGAAAAAUUCUCGUAGUCGGUCGCGUUCUCCCUCGAAAUAUCGUCAUAAUAAACGUACAUCGCGUUCACGUUCCCCCUCUUCGUCACCAUCAAGACCACGUAAAAUACGCCGUUCAUCAUCAUCGUCUAGUUCCUCUUCAGAUUUUAUACCAUUAUCCUCUUCCAAUUCAUCGUCGUCCUAUUCGUCCAAAAAACAACAACAAAAGAAUAAAAACAAAAAAUCCGAUUCCACUAGUAAUGGCAACAGUUCGUCUUCAGGUAAAUCGGGUAAAAUUCCCUUCUAUUCGUCGUCAAUUGGUGGCGCAGUCGAUGAUGAUUCGGCACGUCUUCAACAAAGAGCUGCACGCUUUUCUCAAGCCUCUAACAGCAAACAGGUUGUUGCAAUUGCAAGCUCACCAUUUGGUGGCAGCAGCAGCAACUCCUCCUCGUCUAAGGGUAAUAAUAGAAAUUCGAAAAAAUCAUUCAAUCAUUCGCGUUCAUCGUACAUCGAUGAUAAUGAGGGAGAUAAUGGUUUGGAUUUAAUGGAUUUACAUAUUGUGGGUACAUGCCAUGAUUUGGAAAAAUCCUUUUUGCGUCUAACAAAGGCCCCCUUGCCAUGUGAGGUGCGUCCAUUGGAAGUGUUGGUGCAUUCCCUGGAAAAUGUUAAACAAAAGUGGCGUGCAAAUCAGGAUUAUUUCUAUGCUUGUGAUCAGCUGAAGUCUAUUAGACAGGAUCUAACGGUUCAAGGUAUACGCGACAAGUUCACCGUUGAAGUAUAUGAAACACAUGCUCGCAUUGCCAUGGAAAAGGGUGAUCAUGAAGAAUUCAAUCAGUGCCAGACCCAACUGAAGAUGUUGUACAGUGAAGUUGGAGCCAGUACGAAUACAUUGGAAUUUACAGCAUAUCGUAUACUGUACUAUAUAUUUACGAAAAAUACCUUAGAUACCACCACGGUUUUACGCUCGAUCACACAAGCACAACGAGAGAAUCCUGCUAUAGCUCAUGCCCUGGAAUUCCGUUCCGCCUGGGCUAUGGGAAAUUACUGCAAAUUGUUCCGUUUAUAUAAAACGGCACCACUUAUGGCCGGACACUUGAUUGAUUGGUUUUUGGAAAGAGAGCGCAAGGCUGCUCUGAGAACAAUUGUCAAGGCUUAUCGACCCAAUAUCACAGUUGAUUAUAUUACCGAUCUAUUGGCAUUUGAAUCACGUGAUAAAUGCAAAGAAUGGCUUAACGGUUUUAAUUUACCAUUUGUAGGUGCAGAUGGGGCACAAAUCGAUUGUAAAAAUGCUUCAGCCAUAGCAAUAUGAAGCA
Musca vetustissima is the source of this 2584-nucleotide messenger RNA. RefSeq names its product leukocyte receptor cluster member 8 homolog. The transcript is spliced from 6 exons. NCBI's taxonomy places the organism in Eukaryota, Metazoa, Arthropoda, Insecta, Diptera, Muscidae. Bases 1 to 2580 code for a protein of 859 amino acids. The record is from RefSeq and is a predicted model, not a curated record. Gene Ontology annotation, cellular component: nucleus.